GUACUAACAUUUCAAUUUUUCUACUAGAAAUUUAUGUCGGGUGUUAUAUUCUUUUGACAAGAUGGAAACGCUUUCUUCCAACUGGAAAAAGCUCCAGGCAAAACUCAAGGAAGAGUCUGCGUCAAAACCAUCUCUCAAGCGCAAAUCAGAGACCUUAACAACGAAUCCACCACCUAAAAAGUCUAAGGUGCAAAAGUCCCUCCCAAAACCGCCAAGAAGAUCAGCAAAAGCAGCUCAAACAACAACCAAAAAGCCAAUGGGCGGUGUUCACAGUUCGAAAAUCGAGGAGUCAGUACCUGGGACCUCGACAUCCCUUGCACUAUGGGCGGAAGACAAUGAUGUGUCUGCAGAAGCCCUAGCAGAGGCAUACAGUCUGGGUGCGAAGGACAAUUCGAUGAUGCUUGCCUCCGCAAAGGACAAAAUCAACCAUGGACUCACAGAAGGGAUCGAGGUCGGAAAGUACAUCGCUAUCGAUUGCGAGAUGGUUGGCGUGGGGCCAGGCGGUCAUGAAUCAGCUCUCGCUCGUGUAAGCAUUGUUGAUUUUCAUGGUGUGCAGAUUUACGACUCUUAUGUGAAACCUAAGGAGAAGGUCACAAACUGGAGGACAGCGGUCAGUGGUAUUGACCAAAAGAAGAUGAGAUUUGCUAGGGAAUUCGAGGAAGUUCAGGCAGACGUCGACAAGCUUCUCCAGGGUCGAAUAUUGAUUGGACAUGAUCUCAAGCAUGAUCUAGAAGCUCUCAUUCUCAGCCAUCCUGGAAAAGACAUCCGCGACACCGCCAAAUUCCCAGGUUUCAAGAAGUAUGGCAAUGGAAGAAAGCCAGCCCUGCGGGUCCUGGCUCAGAAGAUCCUGGGCGUCGAGAUACAAGGAGGCGCACAUUCUAGUAUUGAGGAUGCGCGAGCGACUAUGUUACUGUUCCGCAAGCACAAGCAGGCGUUUGACGUUGAUCACGCAAGUCGAUAUGCGCCGAAACCAGCAUCAGGUGGCCAGAAAGGCACCAAAUCGAAAAAGAAAAGAAAGUGAAGGGGUGAUAUAAACAAGUACAUCCUCAUAAAGUUUUGUUGAGAUACCCAUAUAGCAAGAACUAUUAUUUUUCGGACAA
This is a messenger RNA of Fusarium oxysporum Fo47, 1100 nucleotides long. RefSeq names its product 3'-5' exonuclease. Lineage: Eukaryota; Fungi; Ascomycota; Sordariomycetes; Hypocreales; Nectriaceae. The coding region runs from base 62 to 1021 and encodes 319 amino acids. The record is from RefSeq and is a predicted model, not a curated record. Gene Ontology annotation, molecular function: nucleic acid binding; 3'-5' exonuclease activity. Gene Ontology annotation, cellular component: nucleus. Gene Ontology annotation, biological process: ribosomal large subunit assembly; rRNA processing. The transcript has a single exon.